ACAAACUGGUCAAAAUGUCUGGAUCGAGGCGACACCGCAGCACUUUGGGAUACUACGAGUACUUUAUGCCGGGGACCUAUGACUAUCCGGUGAUCCAAUGUGCUGCGAGUGCAAACCGUUCCUACAAUAUGAUGGACCCACUACUGACCAGUGCCUCAUCCACUUGGUCCUUUCCCGAUGGAAACGCCGCCUAUGUAGCAGGGCCAAUGGGCGUGAUCAAUUACCUGUCGGAUAUGCAAACGCACUUGGCUCUGCCAACCAGCGAGAAUGCUGAAACUGGUCUGAUCUGUACGACCAUCGAAACCCAUUCAUGUUUCCAUGAGCAACGUACACAAUAUGUUCAAAUGGAGAAUGAACUCACCGAUGAUGAGGGAUACGGCUACGAGAUUCCCGAGCUUCAUCUAUGCUUCAAUCAUUCACAUUCGGAGUCCGGCGGAGCUGAUGAAUCCGGUGAUUCGCAGCGUACAUCGAGUAGUUGCUCAUCCGUGGAGAUCAGCGAGCAGUCAGAAUCGGGGGAAUAUGUUAAAUCCGAAUCGGUUCCCAGGAAGCGAAGGAGGAAAGUGCCGAAAAAGCGCAUCUAUACAGCCGAGCAGGGUUACGUGGUUGAGGAACCCACCAGCGAACCAUCCGAGGAUGAUGACGAGCCACUGCCACCCACCAAAUCCAGAAAAUAGAUAUCUCUGCGUAUUCGAAAAGUUUCAGUUCAGCGUUGAAGUUCGACUGUAGACCUAUAUAUAUUUUCAGAAACGUUAGCCAAUUUGAUUUAUCGUUGCAUUUUAUAGUGAUCAAAAUAUAUAUAUUUUAUACAUA
Drosophila santomea is the source of this 810-nucleotide messenger RNA. RefSeq lists its product as uncharacterized. Bases 15 to 674 code for a protein of 219 amino acids. The transcript has a single exon. Lineage: Eukaryota; Metazoa; Arthropoda; Insecta; Diptera; Drosophilidae. The record is from RefSeq and is a predicted model, not a curated record.